This is a messenger RNA of Chara braunii, 4294 nucleotides long. The record is from the annotation of a GenBank genome assembly. Lineage: Eukaryota; Viridiplantae; Streptophyta; Charophyceae; Charales; Characeae.
CGAUGGAGAACUGCUGGUUCCUUCUUCGCGCAAGGAUGCGCAUAGGUACUGUCAUGACAGAUAGGCAGAAGGGUUAUGUAGUUGAAGAAGUGUAGAGGAGACGAGAGGAGAGGAGGAGUAGUAGGAAUAGAAGGGCGAAGAAGUCACAUGUGAAGCGUCUCUGAAUCCGCCACGUGUAAAUGCACGUAGAUGACCAAGUUUCCUCACGUGCGCGGGCGCAGGAAACGUGGAUGCAAUGCGAUUGAUUGACUGACUGGUCGAUUGAUUGAUUGAUUGAUUGGUUGCUUGCUUGAUUGGUUGAUUGAUUGAUUGAUUGAUUAAUGUGCGCAGCGAGUUGAAGAGAGAAAGAACGGUAGGAAGAGCACGAAGCAGGCGGGGGAGGUUACCGUGGCUUAGGCAUGGCUACGAGAACAACGCCACCUCAGAAGGGAAGCGGGGGGGGGAGUAGAAACAACGGGAGUUCAGGGGGUUCUGCAGACGGAGUAUGGGGGGUUCCAUAUCAUCUGAAGACGACCCCUCCGCCUCCUGACGAUGACUACGAGCCUACGAGUGGGAAGGGAGUUCGAGAGGAAGAGGGCAUUGCCAAGCACAGGCCAAUGGAAAGAGAGUCAGAGGAAGAGGCUCAAGCGGGUGAACGACUAGAAGAAGACUGUUCAUUGCUGGAGAGGACCUCCAGGCUGACGAAGCCUGGCGAUUUCGCUUUUGGUAUUUUGGGUACCUCAGAUAAUAAUGACAUGCCUGGAUCCCCAACACCCAUGCCAACCUCACAGGGAGCUGACCCUGGCCAGAUGUCCUUAGAAGAACAGUCAAAUGGCUGUGAUAAACUGAUCUCUACCACAGUCUCUUCUCCUCCGUCUUCUUCUUCUCAGUCCAAAGAUCUGAAGCCUCGUUCAGAAAAUGAACAGAAGCUGCAUUCAGAAGACAAACAGAAGCCUCGCUCAGGAAAGGAACAGAAGCCUCAUUCUGAAGAUGAACGAUGUGCUUUGCAGAAAGCGUCCUCCAAUUCCGUGGCAGCGGGGGAACGCUCGGCGGCGGGGCCGUCGAGCAUAAACAGCAUAGCCGCAAGUUCUGGCGACGUGACAUCUCCACCGGACAGUGGUUUCGCUGCACCGAAGCGGACCCCCAUUCAGCGAUCAAAGGUGCCUUUCGAAAAGGGAUUCUCCCAAGUGGCGUGGAUGAAGCUAAUGCGCACACACCCCGAUCUUGCAGGUUUGAAGGGACAACCACCGAGGCGUGGAAUUACAAUGCAGGAAGUCAAGAAACACAGGUCGCCGGAUGACGCAUGGAUGGUCUUGAAAGGCAAAGUGUAUAACAUCACUCCCUAUUUGGAUUUCCACCCAGGAGGUAUCACACUGCUGUUGCCACGUGGCACUUUGCCUAAUAAAGAACUCCAACGAAAUAGGGAGGAGGAGGAGGAGAAAGGAGGAGGACGAGGAGGUGGAGGAGGAGGAGGAGGAGGAGAGAAGAAGACGAAGGGAGGAGGAGGAGGAGGAGAGAAGAAGACGAAAGGAGGAGGAGGAGGAGAACGAGGAGGACAAGGACGAGAGAAGAAGAUGAAAGGAGGAGGAGGAGGAGGAGGAGGAGGAGGAGAGGAAGAGGAGGAAAGGAGGAGGAGAGGAAGAAGAAGAAGACGAAAGGAGGUGGAGGUGGAGGAGAGGAAGAAAAAGAAGAAGAGGAAGAAAAAGAAGAAGAGGAAGAAAAAGAAGAAGAGGAAGGAAGGAGGUGGAGGCGGAUACACCACGACGGGACAGGACCUUGACGGGCGGCGACGAUGGGGAGGGCUGCUCGACGGGGCAGGUCGACGGGGAGUGAUGACUCGCGGGCUUCAAGACGGCAGCAACGGCAACAACGACCGACGACGGGGCACCUCGAUGACGACGACGGGGCACAGCUCGAUGGCGAUGAUGGGGCAGCUCUACGCAGAGCGGCGACUGGCGGGCUUGGAGACGGCAGCAAAACCGUGGGCUUCGGAAAUGCAGCGAAGCGGGAAUACAGCAUUCGAAUUCGAACGCGGCUUCGUAGGCGACCAGGGGGGCGAAUCAAGGCUACGGCGGCAGUAACGCGGGGGGAAUUUCGCGCGGGGGGGCGGGGAGGCUGCCACUGGCCAAAAAACUCGAAAAAAGGCCUCCCCCCCCGCCCGCGCAAAAUUGCGCUGGGCCUGCCCGGCGCCAAACCGGGGGACCCAACCGGCCGGGCGGCCCGGAUUUUAAUACAGAAAAAGAAUGCUUUCUUCAAGGUGCCUCAGGCUGUCUGCUCUUUUCUUCACUUGUUUCGCAUAGAGCGCUAAUGUGUAGCUAUAAAAAAUAGAUGCUGAUAGGUAUAUGUGAUGACAAUAUAAACAAUAUAUAUAUACUAUAUAGUAUACACUCAUGGUGUCGCAUGCCUCAAUUUAUUUAGAUAUCGUCGACUUUGUCAAUGCUCGAAGGGACAUGCUUAUGAAAGGGGCAGGCAGGGAUGGCACCUUUCUCUUUAACAAAUACCAUGCUUGGGUCAAUUCAGACUUCCUAAUGGAGAAGUGCUUUGUCGGCAUGCUUGAUGUCGACGAUAGUCACUGAUGAACUUGCUGAGGCUUAAACCUCGAGCACACAGCCCCAGCCUUGCAGAAAGUUUUUGUCGCCAAAAGCAAAACUCGGAGGGGGCGCGCAGCAGCAUGGAGCGCCGUUGAAAAACGAAAUCUGUGGCCUCCGAAGUGGUCCGGGUUCCACGCUGACACCCGCGGGCCUAUGUAUGGUGUACUGGUGCCUGAACGUCCUCCUCCUACGGACGGCAUCCACCUUCAGAACAAGAUGGGAGAAGUCUGGUUGCACGCAGAACCGCAACAGCAGAGCAACAUGGAGGAAGUGACCGAUCAUCCACUAUGGUAAGAAGACGGUGUCGGUGACAAUGUCAGCGACUCAGCAGCCAAGCGUACCACUAGAGUUUUUGGUUGACGCCAUCGUUUGAUUGGUUACCGAAGCAGAGGCAUUGGACACGUCUGUGGCAGAAGCCUGUAUAGCUGUGCCUGCAGUGCUGAAAGAGACACCGGAGGUGGCACUGGUCUUUUGCUGUACUACCAACCAUCUGGCUAUGGCAUAAAUGGGAGGUCUACACCGCCGCUGCAGAGGCAUUGGACACCUCUGUGGCAGAAGCCUGUAUAGCUGUGCUUGCAGUGCCGAAAGAGAGACCGGAGGUGGCACCGGUCUUUUGCUGUACUACCAACCAUCUGGCUAUGGCAUAUUUGUGAGGUCUACACCGCCGCGGCACAGCGAAGACUGGGUUUUCUUGGAAUCAAGUUGCUAUUUAUGUCCAAGUCAGUACGAAGAGGUUUGCAAGCACUUUCUGGUUAUCUUCCGGAGUAAAGGCUUCUUCUUCUCUACCAGGAAGUGUGUUGGGUCUUUAGUCAACUUGGGGCAUUCUUCCCAGUGCGCCCUAAGUAGACUAGGGUUGAGUGUCUAGUUGGGGAUGGUGGGAUCUCACCUAGCCAUGUUCUCCUGUCUGCGAUGUUAAGUUUGAGGUCUUUGUUGGUUGAGGUCUUUGUUGGCUGUCCUUAAAUUGCUGGUUGGCUAGAGUCGAUUAUCAAGCAUAUUUGAGUAGUGGAGUCGUUGAUUGAUUUCGUCGUGGGGUAGAUGUCAAUUGUAAUUAGGUUUGACCAAAAGUCAUGUCCUUCGACCAGUAGACCCUUCUCACCUUCUCUGUCAUAUGGCGGCCGCCGUUGUGGAUGAUUGUUUAUCCAUACGAUCGACUCAAUGAAUGAUUUCACCACUUGGGUGGAGGAUUGUUUAUCCACACGACCGACUCAGUGAAUGAUUUUACCACUUUGGUAUGUUUGACAACCGACUCGGCCAUUUGACUGUUCUUCUCUAAGGACAUCUGGCCAGGGUCAGCUCCCUGUGAGGUUGGCAUGGGUGUUGGGGAUCCAGGCAUGUCAUUAUUAUCUGAGGUACCCAAAAUACCCUGCAAGAAAAAGGAACAGAUGAAAGAGCCAGCGACCAACAACAAGCAACCAAAGCAAUGACAUCAGGUUUCUGUGAGUGUGCAAGAGCUCCGUACCUACCUUCCACAGCGCUUAGAAAAAGGGAAACUGCAUUUUUUCUGUCCAUGAUCCGAUCUCAAGAAUCGAACAUGCGCCCUCCCUCAUGGGAGUUAUCACGCUCAACCAAACGGCUAGGGAAGGCGAGGAAAAAGAAAUGGAAAGGAAGGGGGGGGAAAAAAGGAAAAGACACUGAGUUCAAAUUCCAUAUAUAUAAGGUUGUACAACAAUGUUGUUCAUCUGCAGCUCUUUCUUCUUUUGCCCUAAUCAAUGGGUUUUCCAACU